GUCAAAGACCAGUCAGUUGACAGAGCCGCUGUUGGAGUGAGGUCAACGGAGUGAGGUCAACUAAGUGAGGUCAACAUUUCGUGUUAACUCUGUGAGAAAAACACUUAAAGGACAGCUUCAGACUCUCAGUUUUGGAGGUCCCUUGUGGCGUAUCGAAAGCAAGACACGACAGUCUGGACAAAAUCAUCUUGGAGUUGAGCAGCAGUACACAAGCGAAGAGAAACUCCAGGAGACAAGCUGGAAGGAGCGGAGCUGAGGAAGAAGGGCGAAAGCCCAGCAUUCAUCCUGAGACACAGAGUGUGCAACACCGACAGCACUAGCACUACAGACUCCAGAUCAGACAGCCAGGACACCAUGAGCCCUGGCAGCUCCGAGUCAGACUGUACACAGAACGGGACCGUGACCACUAGAAGAACAGUACGCCAUGAACCAGAGGAGAGGAAGGAGGAAGAGGAACCGAAGAACGCCGACGAAGGCUUUAUGGGGAUGACACCACUUCUGCAGGCCCACCAUGCAAUGGAGAAGAUGGAGGAGUUUGUCCAUAAGAUGUGGGAAGGACGGUGGCGUGUCAUCCCUCACGACGUACUUCCUGAUUGGCUAAAGGACAACGACUUUCUCCUGCACGGACACAGACCACCCAUGCCGUCCUUCAGAGCGUGCUUCAAGAGCAUCUUCAGAAUCCACACCGAGACGGGCAACAUCUGGACUCACCUUCUCGGUUGCCUGUUCUUCUUGUGUCUGGGGAUCGUGUACAUGUUCAGACCCAACAUGUCGUUCGUGGCACCGUUUCAGGAGAAGAUUGUGAUUGGCGCUUUCUUUCUCGGUGCCAUCCUCUGCCUGUCCUUCUCCUGGCUCUUCCACACAGUCUACUGCCAUUCAGAGGGAGUGUCUCGGAUGUUCUCAAAGUUGGACUACUCAGGUAUCGCGUUCCUGAUCAUGGGUAGUUUUGUGCCGUGGCUUUACUACUCCUUCUACUGCUCCCCUCAGCCCUGUGUCGUUUACCUGAUUGUGGUGUGUAUCCUGGGCCUCGCUGCCAUCACCGUCUCUCAGUGUGACUUCUUCGCAACGCCGCAGUACAGAGGAGUAAGAGCUGGUGUGUUUGUGGGCCUGGGCCUGAGUGGAGUUGUCCCCACGUUACACUUUGUAAUCUCAGAAGGCUUCCUCAGGGCCACCACUAUAGGUCAGAUGGGCUGGCUCUUCCUCAUGGCUGCCCUGUACAUCACUGGAGCCUGCCUUUACGCCGCACGCAUCCCGGAGAGAUUCUUCCCUGGCAAAUGUGACAUCUGGUUCCACUCGCACCAGCUGUUCCACAUCUUGGUGGUUGCCGGAGCGUUCGUACACUUCCAUGGCGUGUCCAACCUGCAGGAGUUCCGCUACACGGCGGGAGGUGGCUGUACCGCUGAUGGCCCUCUGUGAGACUGCGCUGGACCACCAGGGGGAGACAGAACUCUCCUUUUAUUACCACCACCGCCAGUAACAAAUCCGACUCCUCUGACACGUCUCGCUCCACUAACGAGGGCUGGACAAGAUCUUUUGUCCAUUUUUUCCCCCUAACUCCGUCUCUCCUCUUCUUCUGCCCUCUUUAAUAAAAAGAAAAAAAACAAAAAAAAACAAAGAAAAAAACCAAACCUGAUGCGAUUCAGUGGAGCUCGAGGGUGGAGUGAUUUUGAAACACUGUUUUACAGAGUUGUUUUUGAGAUCUGUAAACAUUUGACUUCAUGAUGUUUGGAUAUUGAUUGCGUAUUGACUCGGUUGGGGGAAAAAAAAACAAUUGUGACGUUUUGCCUUUAAAGGUGCAAAUGGUUUUAACUGUUAUAAACAUUAUUAAUGUAAAUAAGAUUUCUAAACCUGGGUUCUAUAGAUUUUUACAAAUGUCAAAUAAUAAUAAAAACAAAAAACAACAAAAAAAAAAAACACACGUUAUAGUAUUGUUAAAUCGUGGGGAAAGGAUGGAAACGAUGCGAAAUCAGUGCAUCGAUUAUGAUCUUUGAGUCAGCAAAUUAACUGUGCACUUCUGAACCAAAAAUAAUAUGGUGUUGAUGAGAAACGGGACUAAAGGACCUGAGAGAAAUCAUUCUUUAGGAUGAGCUGAACGAAGCAAUAUUCACUGCUUCACACACACAAGUGCACAGCUGAGGUUUUUUCCUCUGAGGCUGGAACAGUGUGUAUCUUGUGUGAAACGCUGAAUCAGAGUUUUUCUGGCAAAAGCCAUAAUCCUGACAGGCGCCAGGUCCGACAACUGGCCUUAAGACAUCGCUUUCAGGCUCCCUUUUUGCACACAAGGAAAAACAUCUGCUUCUCUAUUUGGAUUUCAGCACCUCGGAUCACGCGUUCAAGCGUCUUCGGGACGUGGAAGAAGGUUCUGGCGUGCGGAGAUCUUCGGCGUGUUUACACACACACACACGUUUAAUUUCGUUGCUAUGAUUUGCUGCUUUUUUGCUUCAGUUAUUUUUGCAUUCUCUUAAUUAUAUAUAUUUUUUUGCAUUACAAUACAGGAAAUUCUUUAUUAUAAUUAUUAUUUUUUUCUUCAAGCUGUUGGCUUGCCUUUUCCAGAGGGCUUAUAGGUCCACGAACACGUUAGAGAUCCACGAACGCAUCACACUGUGUUUCAUCUAUGUAAGAGUAUUGCUACAGUCUGGGUUGGACCGCUCGCGUCAACGAGACAAACCCACUUUGUAGGACGUUUUACAAGAUCAAGGGCCGUAACGGAGGCAUCGCACAGCCACCGUCUGUUUUGUAUAUUAAAAAAACAAACAAACAAACGCUGCCUUACACGUCAGCUUGUGUUAAAACUCGGGGAUCAUCGUCAGCAUCUUGGAACUUCAGUACAGGAGAAAGCUGUAAAGCGCACGCUCAUCCGUCUGUAAAAGACUGGGACAGUGUUAGCGGUGCAGACCGUCGAGCGCUUCUGGGCCCCGACUUCACCACCAACGCAAGGCCUUGAUUCAAUGCAUAAAUAUGUUUCAUUCAUUUUUAUUGAGGUUGAUUUGUUAUUCUUUUUAAUAUUAAUUUAUUAUCAAGGUGUGAGAGGUGCGUACUAUUUCUCUUCGAAGCACACGACGUUCCGAGUGUCUGCAGUAGAACGUUUCUAUCUGCUGUAUUGUUCUAAUAAAAUGUUUUGGAAUUCUGA
Messenger RNA from Tachysurus vachellii, 3130 nucleotides. It is a transcript of the gene adipor2, whose product is annotated as adiponectin receptor 2. The transcript has 8 exons. The record is from RefSeq and is a predicted model, not a curated record. Gene Ontology annotation, cellular component: plasma membrane. The coding region runs from base 355 to 1416 and encodes 353 amino acids. Gene Ontology annotation, biological process: adiponectin-activated signaling pathway. Gene Ontology annotation, molecular function: signaling receptor activity. Lineage: Eukaryota; Metazoa; Chordata; Actinopteri; Siluriformes; Bagridae.